Molecule: messenger RNA, 2017 nt
Organism: Linum tenue
Lineage: Eukaryota; Viridiplantae; Streptophyta; Magnoliopsida; Malpighiales; Linaceae
Source: the annotation of a GenBank genome assembly
UUUUACUAUAUAACGCCUUCUUCUACCGCUCCACCAUUUUCCACUCACAGUGCUCCGUCUCACAGAACCAGCAAACACUCUCUCUUCUCUCUCUCUCUCGCUAACCCUCACUCAAACUUCAGCGAGAUCUCCGUUUCACCGGCGCAGAUGCGUGAGAUCCUCCACAUCCAGGGCGGCCAGUGCGGCAACCAGAUCGGAGCUAAGUUCUGGGAGGUCGUCUGCGCCGAGCAUGGCAUCGACAGCACCGGAAGGUACCAGGGGGACACCGAUAUGCAGCUCGAGCGGGUGAAUGUCUACUACAACGAGGCGAGUUGUGGUAGGUUCGUGCCCCGUGCCGUCCUCAUGGAUCUGGAGCCCGGCACCAUGGACAGCGUCAGAUCUGGUCCCUACGGCCAGAUUUUCCGUCCUGACAACUUUGUCUUCGGCCAGUCCGGCGCCGGCAACAACUGGGCCAAGGGACACUACACCGAAGGUGCUGAGCUCAUCGAUUCUGUCCUCGAUGUCGUGAGGAAGGAAGCAGAGAAUUGUGACUGCUUGCAAGGUUUCCAGGUCUGCCACUCUUUGGGAGGUGGAACUGGUUCAGGAAUGGGAACUCUCCUGAUCUCCAAGAUCAGGGAGGAGUAUCCUGACCGUAUGAUGCUCACAUUCUCCGUCUUCCCCUCGCCCAAGGUGUCGGACACAGUUGUUGAACCCUACAAUGCAACUCUCUCUGUUCACCAGCUCGUUGAGAAUGCAGAUGAGUGCAUGGUCCUGGAUAAUGAAGCUCUGUAUGACAUCUGCUUCCGUACCCUGAAACUCACCACUCCCAGCUUUGGAGACCUGAACCACUUGAUCUCUGCCACCAUGAGUGGAGUCACCUGCUGCCUUCGUUUCCCCGGUCAACUCAACUCUGACUUGCGCAAGCUUGCAGUCAAUCUCAUCCCGUUCCCUCGCCUCCACUUCUUCAUGGUUGGGUUCGCUCCCCUCACAUCACGUGGCUCCCAGCAGUACCGUGCCCUGACAGUCCCUGAGCUGACUCAGCAGAUGUGGGAUGCCAAGAACAUGAUGUGCGCUGCUGAUCCACGCCACGGGAGGUACCUCACUGCCUCUGCCAUGUUCCGUGGCAAGAUGAGCACCAAGGAAGUUGAUGAACAGAUGAUCAACGUCCAAAACAAGAACUCUUCCUACUUCGUCGAGUGGAUCCCCAACAACGUCAAGUCCACUGUCUGUGACAUCCCUCCCACGGGUCUGAAGAUGGCUUCGACUUUCAUCGGCAACUCAACAUCUAUCCAGGAGAUGUUCCGUAGGGUGAGUGAGCAGUUCACUGCCAUGUUCAGGAGGAAGGCUUUCUUGCAUUGGUACACUGGGGAAGGCAUGGACGAGAUGGAGUUCACCGAGGCUGAGAGCAACAUGAACGAUCUGGUGUCCGAGUACCAGCAGUACCAGGAUGCGACAGCUGAUGAAGAAGGGUAUGAGGAUUAUGAAGAGGACGAGGAAGGUGUAGCGGAUGUUUGAUUAAAGAAAGCAAGAAGAAUCGUAGAGUUGUAGCUGGCAAGUGGGUGGAGUGUUGUUUUUGCUGUUUGCUACAAUGUCUGUUGUGGUUAUUUUUGUUGGUUCUGUUAUUUUUACUAUUCCGGGUUCCUGAAUGCCUUGUUAAGGUGGGUUGGGUUUUUUUUAUCACUCUUUUCUUAUUUUGCGAGUUUGUGUAGUACUGGGAUUCUGGCACUUUUAGGGUUUAGAGUUUCUCAUGCGGGUUAGGUGCAUAUCGUGAUGCUUGGUUUAGUAGCUUUACAGAAAUGAAACCUGUUAUCAGUUACUUGUUGGGUUUAUCUUUCUGCAUGGAGAACAUAUGUUCAUGGUGUUUGGCUUUUAUUGGGUUGGUAUGAUUGGAUGAUGUUUGUGUAUUGUUAAAAUGGUGUACUAUGCUUCAUGUCGAUGCAUUGAAGGUUUGUUUUAUCUUUGUGCAUAGACGACAUAUGUUCAUGGUUUUUGGAUUUCUAUUUGGUUGGUAGAAUUCAAUAAAAUUUUGUGCUAAAGU